AUGGAUCUCGGGUCCGAGCCUGGGAAGAGAAUGCGAAAGACUCUGUCGCCUACGGUCUCUUUCUUCUCCGGCUUCCUGCCACUACUAUGGUCAUUUGAACACGUAUCUCGAUGCUUGUGGUGGCGCUUGGCGUCACUUUUGGAAGGUCGGUCUUGA
Molecule: messenger RNA, 156 nt
Organism: Fomitiporia mediterranea MF3/22
Lineage: Eukaryota; Fungi; Basidiomycota; Agaricomycetes; Hymenochaetales; Hymenochaetaceae
Exons: 2
Coding region: 1-156 (51 amino acids)
Source: RefSeq, a predicted model, not a curated record